CUAUCCCCUCCCUUAUCCUCUUCCUUCCCCACACACAACCCGCGUCCGAAUCAUUCCUCUCUCCAUCCCAGGCGGUUCUCCGGCGAUGCUGGCCCUGAUGCCAGCGGUGGAGGCAGCCGAGCUGGGUCCGACAGGCGGUAGCCUUGGAGGGGUCACCGCGGUUGCGCGUAAUGGCCGGCGGCGUUCCCCUUCGUCGCUAUGCGAGGAGAGGAGGAGCUCAUGCACUGCAUCUGCGGCGCCGGCGGUGAUCCCCAUCGUUGCCGUUGCGAGAGGAGCCCCCUUCGGCUCCGGCGGCGAUCCCCUUGGUCGCCGUGCGAGAGGAGUCUCCUUCGGUUCCGGCGGCGAUCUAACAAGCGACAGCCAUGGCGGGGUUGCAGGUGCGCGCGGCGCUGCUCGCGACGGCCGGCUACAUCGCGGAUUCCGUCCCGGAGCUCCAUCUCCACCGUUUUUGCCUCGCACAAGCAUGACGCGCCGGGUCUGUCGUGGUUUCAUGCAUCGACAGUUGACUGCAGUCAAUGGGCCAGUGCCCUCCACCGGAGGAGCUGAUAGUGCUCGCGUAGGCGGCGUGCUAGAGGAGGAGCUGCUGCUCGGACAUGAUCUUGAGAGGUUGGCGGCUUCGUCUUCUGAUUCCCACACAGUCGAGCGAACAGAAGUUGCGGCUGCUCCUGUGGUAUACAUCACAGGGGGCGGCGGGCGCGGUGCUUGGCUAGGUCCAGUCGAUGGCAGGCAGCGAGCUCGGAGGGCCGCGCGCGGAAGGCUGCACGAAACUCGGGUGCGAGCUCAAGGGAGACGAGCUGCACGAGGCUCGGGUGCGUGAGGCGCUGCUCCUCUGGAUCGGGACCGUGCAGCGUCAGGAAAUAGGUUUUGAAGGUGAAAUGCUUCCCUCUAAAUGCUUCCGAACCAUCCUGUACGUGAAUGCCUACAAUUACCAACCACCCAUGCAUGAAUGCCUGAAAUUAUUGGCAUACAGUUUUUUUGUCUCUAAGAAUCAUGUCAAUGAUUUCACAACAUUUUACAGUCUAUGUAUUUUACAAAUUAAUUCAAGCGGUGGCAUUGGUUACAGAUUUUAUUUUUUAAUUUAUUUUUCUGAAUGUUAAGAACAUCCACAGCCUCUGUCAUGCCCUUGUUUGGCAAAUUUUACUCCAUUUUUGCCAUGGCAAAAAUACUUUUAUUCACACGGCAAAUUUUAGUUUAUGUUGCCAUGGCAAAUUUUACUUUAAGUUGCCAUGGCAAAAAUACUUUUAUUCACACGGCAAAUUUUACUUUAUGUUGCCAUGGCAAAUUUAUUUUAAAGAGCAUGGUAAUUUUGUUUUAAAUAUGACGGCAAAUUUACAUAGCACGGUAGUUUACUUGUAUAGCCAUGACAUUUUUUAAUUUAUUCCAUGGCAAAAUUACUCCAUUUU
Triticum aestivum (bread wheat) is the source of this 1403-nucleotide messenger RNA. RefSeq lists its product as uncharacterized. The record is from RefSeq and is a predicted model, not a curated record. The transcript is spliced from 2 exons. NCBI's taxonomy places the organism in Eukaryota, Viridiplantae, Streptophyta, Magnoliopsida, Poales, Poaceae. Bases 86 to 817 code for a protein of 243 amino acids.